AUGGAUAGUUUUAAUGAAAACCUAAGAGAGUCGAACUUCAGUAGUGACAGUCCAACUAUAAUCGAUCAGUACAAAAAAACUUUGGAAAACACUUUACAGAAACAUGCGCCUUUAAAACGAAGAAUUAUUACACUCCGGCCGUCAGCACCAUGGUAUAACGAGGAAAUUGGUAAAGCCUCUGAAAAGACAGCGUGCAGUAGAAGACUCGAGCGUCGUUAG
Messenger RNA from Paramuricea clavata, 219 nucleotides. Lineage: Eukaryota; Metazoa; Cnidaria; Anthozoa; Malacalcyonacea; Plexauridae. The record is from the annotation of a GenBank genome assembly.